CCUCCCCAAUUAUUAGCAGACAAAACAAGCGACCAAUAUCUCUUAUGAACCCUAAAACUUUCUGAAGAGAAGAAAGACAGGGCUGACCAAAUUUGAUCAUUAUACAAUAGGUUCACAAUGGUAGACCCUAUAACACCCAGAAGGAAACUGAAAUGGACAUUACCAGAAGAGGCAGCCCUAAAAUCUGGUGUUAACAAACAUGGAGCAGGGAAAUGGAAAAACAUUGUGUCAGAUCCUGAAUUUGGUCCUUUUCUUGUUUCCCGUACCAAUGUUGAUUUAAAGGACAAAUGGAGGAAUAUGACUGGUGAGAGUUCUUAUAGGCCAAAAGUUAAGUUGGUACCAACAACAACAUUCUCAAAGAGUCCAAAAAGUGCCAUCUGUAACCCUGCUGAUGUGUAUACCGAAGUUAAAUGGCGGGGAAACCGGGCCGACUGUGUUCCUGCAGUAGUAGAGAUUAUUGAUUGCUUUGAGAAUUCAAGAAAGCAGGAUGCAUGUGAUGAAAGUACUGUGUCAGAUACUGGGGCAAGUGAGGGUUCGGUAGAGAUAUCAUCAUCAAAUAGGAGUCGUGAUGAAAUUUCAGGUAUGAUGGACAACUCCUGUAAUGGAAGCUUAGGUGCUUCUGCUAAAAGAAAUGGGUCACUUUAUCCCAUCGAAGUUCUUGUUGCUGCGAUAGAAUUAAUUGAUUCUCAUGAGCUGGUAAGGGUAUCUGAGGUGCCUACAGAAGAUAUAUUGGUACCUGAUAAUCCAAAAGAGAAUAAACUGGCUGUUCCAAACUUUUUGAGAAAGAGAUUUAGAGAGAAACCUCCUCAAAACUAUGCCAUACAAAAAAAGGCAGUAAAGAAGUUUAAAAGUUCGUCAAUGGUUGAUUCAAGUAAUUUUGAUACCCUUAUGAUGGCUGUGAAUUAUGUCAGUAAGAACGAUAAUGAUGAACCAGAGGAGAAAGAAACUCAUAGCUUACUAGACAAUGCAGAGAAACAGUCAGAAGCAGUUUUGGUGAAUAAAUCUGUUGCAGUAUCCUCUGGAAUACAUCAAGUUCUUGGUGAUAUGUCCGCCAAUUCAGCUGAGGAUCGGUCGUUAAGGAUAAGAAAGCUUGCGAGUUUUGAACUCAGUAUUCUACCAGAGGGGAAUACUUUAGUUUCUGAUCGGUUGUUAGGAAUCAAGAAACUCACGAGUUUCAAACUCGGUAGCCUGCAAGAGGGUAAUACCUCCAUAAGAAAGUCCUCUAAAGUAUGUUCUAGUUAUAAUAAGGGGUUUUCGUGCAGAAACAAUGAUCAACAGAGAGCAUAUAUGUCUGCUGAAAAGAGUUGCAGAGAGCAAUGUCUGUUGAUGGCUAAUUCGCAUGGAGGCAAUAUGCGUGGAUGUGAAAAUCGGCAAACUUCAAAUAUGACCUCCGAACAACAAAGAUUGCAAAAGAAUUUUUGCUGGCGUGAACGGAGAAAACGACUAGACACAGAAGCUGAGGCAUACAUCUUGAAAGACAGACGCCGACAACAUUCAUUUCUGCUGCAACAUCCAUCGACUAACUCACAGAAACUCCAAGCACCUCCUGCAAUAAUGGGUCAGCAUGUUAAAAGUGAAUGUCAAGUGUUGGGCCAUGAUACUUCAGUGAAGAUAUCUUCUAAUGGGUUCCCUAGUUACAACGAGAAGGGUUUUGCACAAACAGUCUGUGAUAGAAGCGCAAGCCAAAAAGCCACCCAACAAAGGAGAAGAGCAUCUAUAUAUGCUAAAAAGAGUGUAAAGAAGCUCGAAGAGCAUCAAUGUUUGCUGAAAAGACUGCGAAGACGCUUCUUGGAACAGAACGAUGUUGGUAUGGGACAAAUGCACAGACAGACAACUAGCAAACUUCAGGUAAUAUGUACCGACCAUAUUAUACUGUCAGCUUUCAUUCUUCACGGCAACGAGGAAAAGAGGAGAAUGGAAAAGUGGUUUCCGUUCUCAUAUGUUCGAGGAGGAACAAGAAUCUUCUUAUAGGGAACCUCUAUUCGGAAAUCAUGUUUGUUCGUGGGGAGGAAGGAAAAUAUCUGGUCCGGUUCAACCCGGUCCGCCCAACCAGGUCCGGUCCAACCCGGUCCGGUCCAUUCUGAUCCGGUUCUCUGUUAUGUCCCUUUCAGUUUUUUUCAUCUGUGCGUGAUUGAAGUUGUUCUGGUUCUCUCUGUAUAUACCACGGGAAUCAAUGUAUGAGGUAUGUAACUGAUGUGGGUUUUUACAUUGAAUACCUGUUGGGCUUAUUAUUAUUUUUUAAAACAUGCCUAGUUCUGUUCUUUCAAGAUAAGUCCGUAAACGGUCAAUUUAAAUUAUGAGUGUUGAUCUUGAUCAUUAAGAAUGUUGGUCUUAAUGUUAUUUUUUUCUUUUGAA
Messenger RNA from Papaver somniferum (opium poppy), 2355 nucleotides. RefSeq lists its product as uncharacterized. The coding region runs from base 118 to 1971 and encodes 617 amino acids. Gene Ontology annotation, molecular function: double-stranded telomeric DNA binding. The record is from RefSeq and is a predicted model, not a curated record. NCBI's taxonomy places the organism in Eukaryota, Viridiplantae, Streptophyta, Magnoliopsida, Ranunculales, Papaveraceae. The transcript has 5 exons.